Molecule: messenger RNA, 675 nt
Organism: Carcharodon carcharias (great white shark)
Lineage: Eukaryota; Metazoa; Chordata; Chondrichthyes; Lamniformes; Lamnidae
Product: ecto-ADP-ribosyltransferase 5-like
Exons: 1
Molecular function (GO): NAD+-protein-arginine ADP-ribosyltransferase activity; NAD+ poly-ADP-ribosyltransferase activity
Source: RefSeq, a predicted model, not a curated record
AUGGCGAGUAGAUCUGCAGCUUACAUCUUCAGCCAGAGUGAUGAAUCCGAUCAGAUGGCCGUAGGGCACCUCCAGCAAGACAGGCCAGACAAAACAUAUGACGCUGCUUGGGAGAAUGCAGAUCUCAGCAUGAAUUGCAGGAUACCCAGUGGGUUUAGAAGGGAGCACUUGCUAGCAGUCUACGCCUACACUGCACAUUACCCUCCUGGCCACAAGUUCUACAUAACAUUCAAUGAAGCAGUUAGGUAGGGCGGAGCCACUAAUGAAAUUUACGCAGAAAGCUUCAAGUUCAAAAGCUUUCACUACCUGCUGACCAUCGCCCUGCAGAAUCUAAAACAUGAUUCCCAAAGUUCAGUGGAAGUGGCUUACAGAGGGAUCAGAAUGCCGGCUGAGGGCACAGAAGGGCCCGAGAUGCGGUUUGGCUACUUUGCUUCCUCUUCUUCCGUUGAUAAAGGUUUCGCGCUUGACUUCAUUGAUGAAGCAGCAAAGAGUAACACCUUGUUCGAGACACGCUCCCUGCACGGCGCCCGAAUCCAAAACUGCUCAUGCUUUGAUGAGGAGGAAGAGGUUCUGAUUCCACCUUAUGAGGUAUUUCGAGUAGGAGAGAUCUGUCCCUACGGAAAUAAGGCAAUAACAUUUGUCUCACGGUGCAGAGAAAGCAAGGAGGCCCGGUAA